AUGGUAUUGUACGAUCUGUGUGUGAUUGGCUCGGGUAUUGCUGGAGCUUGUACGUUUCAUCAUGCCGUGAAGGAAUAUGAACAUGUCUUGUUGUUGGAACAAUUUGAGUUGAUGCAUACGAAGGGAUCUUCACAUGGAGAGUCAAGAAUUAUUAGAAUUGCCUAUGAUGAUAUUCAUUAUUCAUCCAUGGCCUCAAAGUCUCUUGAAUUAUGGCCUCAAGUCCCUCAGUUUGAAACCUUUUACAAGAGGACGGGUGGUCUUGAUAUUGGUCCUCUUUCCGAUGAAAGUAUCAAUAAGGUAGUUCAAGUUUCACGAGAGAGAGGUUAUCCUCAUGAGGUUUUACAGGGUCAGCAAUUUCGUGAUCGAUUUCCUCAAUUCUCUGGUCUUCCAGAUGAUACUUUGGCUGUCUACCAACCAGAAGCUGGAAUGCUGAAUCCAAACAAGAUUCGAUCUAUUUUGUUAAACAAUGACGGAAGUGCCUAUGAUGUUGAAAAGCAUCGCAUUGUAGAGAAGGAACGAGUUGAAGAUUUGAUUGAAGACGAAAACAGUGGAAAUUUCACAAUUGUGACAAAUAAGGGAAAUAGAUUUGAGGCAAAAAAAUUGGCAAUCUGUGUUGGAGCUUAUUGUAAAAAUUUCCUGAAAAAACACUUUGAUUUGGAUAUUCAAUUUGAAGUAUUGAGAAUGUGUUACUAUUACUGGAAGAUUGGAGAACGUGGAAUGAAGGAGAAUGUUUAUAUGGACAAUUCACCAAUCUGGAUCAUGUGGGGUCAGGAUCCCUUUGUUCACGAUGAAAAAUUAGAUUUGGCGUACUAUGGAUUUCCAUCUUGGGAAAAGCCUGGCUACAUCAAAACUGCAUCUCAUCAUCCGUAUAAAGAUGUAGAAAGAGGGUUCGACCCUGACGAGAGGGCUGCACUCAUUGAUGAAGGAAAAGAGCCACCAGUUCAAAAAGAAAAAAUUGAUAGAAGUAUUAACUUCCUUAAAAAAGCCACUCCUGAAGGCUAUCUUGAUUUUAGCGAGAGUUAUGAGGAGAUUAUUUCUCAGAAGGAUCGUGUUGUGACGUGCUUGUAUGAAAUGACACCAACCGAAGAUUUCAUUAUCGAUUAUUUACCAACUAAAAGUGGAAAGAAGAAUGUUGUUAUGUUUGGUGGUGGAAGUGGCCAUGGAUUUAAGUUUGGAAUUGUUGUUGGAAAAAUGCUUUUGGAGUUAUUAGAGCAUCAAAACAAUGGAGAUCAAUUCUCUGUCGUGGACGUUCCUCUUAACAAAUUCUUACUCGACAAGGUUCUCAUAAAACAGUAA
Messenger RNA from Naegleria fowleri, 1296 nucleotides. RefSeq lists its product as uncharacterized. The transcript has 4 exons. Bases 1 to 1296 code for a protein of 431 amino acids. Gene Ontology annotation, molecular function: sarcosine oxidase activity; flavin adenine dinucleotide binding. The record is from RefSeq and is a predicted model, not a curated record. NCBI's taxonomy places the organism in Eukaryota, Heterolobosea, Eutetramitea, Acrasida, Naegleriidae.